Molecule: messenger RNA, 1782 nt
Organism: Cucurbita maxima (winter squash)
Lineage: Eukaryota; Viridiplantae; Streptophyta; Magnoliopsida; Cucurbitales; Cucurbitaceae
Product: double-stranded RNA-binding protein 2-like
Exons: 3
Coding region: 299-1531 (410 amino acids)
Molecular function (GO): double-stranded RNA binding
Source: RefSeq, a predicted model, not a curated record
UUCUGUCUCACGAACCAGCCUCAGGGCUCUCUCUCUCUCUCUCUCUUCUUUCUCUCUCUGGAAGUGAAGGGAAAAAAAACCCUUGAAAACCUUUGAUCUCGCCGGAUUUUCAUCUCCGUCACCGACGACGGUGAGAUUCUUCUUCUGUGGUUUUGAUUUUUCUGACAGAUUACGGCGGAUCGGAUCUGGCCUAGGGUUUUUGGUUUCUGUGUAAAGCCUUAUUUGAGGAGGGGGGAGGAGGUAAAUUUGUGAACUGAGGAGAGGAGUGAGGCGGAGCUGAGACUGAAUCGGAGUAGAAAUGUACAAGAACCAGCUUCAAGAGCUGGCGCAGAGAAGUUGCUUCAAUCUUCCCUCGUAUGCCUGCAUUAGGGAAGGACCAGACCAUGCGCCGAGGUUUAAAGCUACUGUUAACUUCAAUGGCGAGAUCUUUGAAUGCCCUCAGUACUGCUCUACUCUUCGUCAGGCCGAGCACUCCGCCGCCGAGGUCGCUUUGAACGCACUCUCUAACCGUGGUCCCCCUCAUUCGCUUGCAGCUAGGAUCCUGGAUGAGACAGGGGUUUACAAGAACCUCCUGCAGGAAAUUGCCCAAAGAGUUGGAGCGCCAUUGCCUCAGUAUACAACAUUCAGAUCAGGUCUUGGUCACCUACCUGUUUUUACAGGGAUAGUAGAAUUGGCUGGAAUAACGUUUACUGGAGAACCUGCCAAGAAUAAAAAACAAGCAGAGAAGAAUGCUGCAAUGGCAGCUUGGUCAUCAUUAAAACAAUUGGCUAAAGAAUCAGCAAGCUCUUCAUCAGAACCAGAAAACAAUGAUGAACUGGAGCAGAUCACUAUAGCUCGAGCCUUAUUGAAUUAUCGCCAAAAGGAAAAAAUGGCAAUGUCAAAUCCAAAUGCAACAAUACCAUUCCCCAAAAAGCUUCAAAUUCAAAGUCCACGGCCAACUAGUCCCCAACGUCCCCCUGCUCCAACAUCAAAGAUUCUGCCCUUAAUUUGCCAAAAAGCAGCUCCUCGUAGCAGAGCUCCCUUUUCAGCAAAUAAAAUCCCCAUCCCACAUGCCCAAACUUCUGCACUAGAAGGCUCUGCAACCCCCCGCCCCCAGAAGUUCAGUGCCGGAGCUGCUGCUCUUUCGUAUAUUCCCGUUCACCAGUAUAGGACAUCUUGCCAUGGCAUUGCCCCACCAGUUACAAUUAGAACAACAAUGCCUGUGUAUUCUGCCCCUCCUCUACCACAGCCAUUGAAGCUACCACCACAGCAAGUAAUUCGAGUCCCACCGGUACGGAUCGCCCCACCGGUUUCCAUUAGGCAAGCAAUUCCUGUCUUUGCUGCUCCCCCAGUGCGCAAGGAAAAUGCUCCUGCAGUUAAAAAAGAAGACUGUCCAGCCCCAACUGCUCCUAAAGAAAACCUUGCUGCUCCUGCGCCCGUGCCCACACCGCCCACUGAGUCACCUGCUGAAGUAGAACAGGAUACAACCACAUUGGUGAACAGUCGGCAAGAAACCAAGACAUUAGAAAAUCUGGAAGAACUCAAAAUUUGAUGAGGUGAUUCAUUAGAAAGAGACCACAUAGGGGAGAUUGUCGUAUGGUUUUGCAGUAAAGUUAGGUUCUCUCUUCUUGUCUGCAUCUUAUUUUGAGUGUCAACCUUUUCUCUUUUCUUAUUUUUUCGCCCCGUUUUGUUAAAAACUCGAGUUGUUGAGAGGUGGAAAAAUUAGUAUCAGCAUCCCAAUGCCAUUUCAACAGCGACUGUGUCAACUUAUGUACUUAUAUAUUCGUAUCUUUGGGCAUGCUA